AUGCCCAUAAGUGUCAAGGAUUGCUUCAUGAUCAAGGGUCAAGCAUCCACCCUGGGUUACGUUUCAUAUCUUACCAAGCCCGUCUCGGACCACAAUUCUACUUUAAUAGACACACUCUUGGGCGCCGGAGCCGUGCUCUAUGUCAAGACAAAUGUGCCUCAAACCAUGCUGACAAUGGAAUCAGUGAAUCAUGUAUUUGGCCGAUCACUUAAUCCACACAAAUUGAACCUGACGGCUGGCGGAAGCAGCGGCGGCGAAGGAGCUUUGGUGGGCCUGAGGGGAUCUAUCCUAGGUGUCGGAACAGUCAUUGGCGGUUCCAUCAGAGCACCGUCGAUAUGCUGCGGUGCCUACGGGUUCAAUCCCACCGCCGACCGCAUUCCAUUUGGGAGACAACAGUUCUCCGCAAGAAAAGACUCUCCCGGUAUCGUCCCAUCCGCGGGCCCGAUUGCGUCCACCGCCGCAGACCUGUCACUGUUCUUCAAAGUCGUCAUCCAGAGCAGGCCAUGGACACGCGACUGGUCCUCACUAGCGGCCCUAUGGCGAGAAGUACCACGGCAGUUGUUGAAGGUUGGACUCAUGCUUGGCGAUAAGGACUAUCCACUCGCACCACCAGUCCAUCGUGCCCUGGAAUCAGCAGCUACGAAGCUCAAAACAGCUGGACAUCAUGUCACUCUAUGCCCGACCGUGCCAUCGAUCCGCAGGGCCGCGGUCAUUGCCGGGGGCUUUUCCAGCCUGGACAACGAGAUGACGCCCUUCUCACAUUUGGAAAAUGUCGAAGACCCAAUCGCGUAG
Exophiala bonariae is the source of this 792-nucleotide messenger RNA. RefSeq lists its product as uncharacterized. The transcript has 3 exons. Bases 1 to 792 code for a protein of 263 amino acids. NCBI's taxonomy places the organism in Eukaryota, Fungi, Ascomycota, Eurotiomycetes, Chaetothyriales, Herpotrichiellaceae. The record is from RefSeq and is a predicted model, not a curated record.